AAGCUUCUGAGCCCUCUUUUUAAGUUUCGGGAGGUUUGUUAGCUUAGGCUUCUAGUUACAAAUGACACUUUCCAAUGCAUGAUCCAUCCUGAAAAUCCAUCAUGGCCAGAAAAAUCAAGGGAUCGCUGCAGUAUCUAAUGCUUUCCUACACGAUGACAUCUUAUAACGUUAAUGGCACACAAUUACUCCUACCCACUUCAACAAAAAUUCAAAAUCUCAGAAACAGCACAAUGCAAAUUUACAAUAUAUCCUCAACAACAAAAGAAGUGGAACCCGCAAUUAAAACCAGUAAAAUGCCACCCAGAAAGGCCAGGCAAGCAUGUCGUCGAUUUCUAAAGCUUCUAAGUAAUUCAGACGAUACCCAUUUCCAAAAAACCCUGAUUCUACUGCGAGAAUCUCCAGAAAAGAUCUCAUCUUCACAGGCCUCUUUGCUCAUAAAUAAAAUCGGAGACCCAUUAAUGGCAUAUGACUUUUAUCGCUUUAUGAAAGCUCAGCCCGGGUUCGAGCCCCGUGGGGUUCUUUAUGGAGCACUCAUCGAUACCCAGGUGAAGUCCAAAAACCCUAAACCCUAUAAAAUUAGGUUUUACUUAGAUGAAAUGAGAAAAAGGAACCUUAAAUUCAGUGAAAGAGAGUAUGGAAUUCUUUUCAAUACAUUUUUAGGCAUAGAUCUGGAGCUCGCAGAUGUCUGUUUUGAGCUCAUGAAAGCCACUGGUACCACUCUGGCUGUGGAAUCCUACAAUUUUGUCAUUGGUGCGUGUUUGAGUCACGGGCUGUAUGAUAAGGCAUUGUUAAUCGUGGAGGAAAUGAGGAUAGAAAAUGUUAGUUUUAACGAGGAGACUUAUUGUAAUAUUCUUAGGGUUUGUAAACAUUUUGGCAAUGCUAACGAAGCAGUGCGGAUUUUUAGGGAGAUGAAAGGUAACAGCAUAAAUCUAUCCUUGGAGACCUAUAAUCUUUUGUUGAUUGUGGUUGUAAGUGCUGGGGAAACGAAGGUUGCUACGGCCAUUGUGGAAGAGAUGAGGGUUUUGGGGUUUAAGCCAGACAAGGGUUUCUUGGAGAAUUCAGCUAAGGCAUAUCUGAAAUCAAAUAUGCUUGAUGAGGUCGACAAUUUGCUAAAAGAUGAAAGCCUGAAAGACCGUAAUGGAAUUUCAGACUUGAUCAAGAUUUUCGCAGGGAAAAAGAUUCUCUUGCAAGAAUUUGAAGCUUUGCAAUUGAUGGAAAAAUCUGGUCUGGAUGCUAGUAAUCUGGAUCUUUCCAAAGUCAUUUAUGCCUGUGCCAGAAUAGGAAUGGUCGGAGAAGCCAUCAAGGUUUAUGAUUAUGUGAAAGCAUCCAAUCGUAUUAUUGACAAGUCUAUCUAUUUGGCUAUGCUUUGUGUUUUCUGUAAAGCAGAAAUGCAGCAUUCUGCAGAGAAAUUUUUCGAAGAGAUGUCUGAUCAUGGUUUUGUGAAUGAGGGAGCUUACUUGUAUAUGAUGACCCUGUAUGGGAAUUUGGGAAGGCUGGAAGAUGUGAUGAAGACCUUCCAGUCGAUGAAAGAAAACAGGUGUAAUAUAAAUGUUGAUGCCUACUCUGUCCUUAUUGACAUUAUGGGUAAGGCUGGCAGAAUGAACCAAGCUCGCAAGUUUCUUUUAGAGAUGAGAAAGUCUCAAAUACAGCCUAACAAUGUCAUAUACUCAACUCUGAUAAGAUCUUAUUUGUCAAUAGGCCGGCUUGAUUGCUCUCUUAUGUAUAUUGAAGAGUUUAGAUGCUCAGGGCUUAUACCUGAUGCUAUUACUGCUGGUACUGUAGCCACUGUCUUGGCUCAAGCAGGUAAGUAUGGUCAGUUGGAGACAUUGAUGGAUGACCUGAUUAGGAAGGGUAUCAAAUUCCCAAAGGAUAAGGGCAUCUUCUUGAUGGAUUUAUGUACAGAUGCUGUUCUUUCUGACAAGAUUAGUCGGUUGAUAUAGCAAGAGAACUCAUAACUUCUGUUUUGUGUUAAUCCUCAUAUAAAUGACCUUCACAGCAGAAGUACAAUGCCACCGUUUUAAACAAUGAUUUGUCUGCAAGCUUAGUACUAUCGUGAUAGGAUUUGAACUGGGGUAGCUAUAAAGGAUUGUUUUUGCCACACAUGCUUGAUCAUGGAGACAGCUUGGCCAUUAUUUCAAAAUUGGCUAAUUUAUGGAGUAAUUCUGUUUCAAAUUUCGAGAAAAAAUAGAAUGGAGCUUGUGUGGCAGAUUUUGAACUCUCCAAUUUGAAGAUUUGUGUGUUCACUACGUGAGGGCCUAUGUAAUGCAUUCACAGUAGGUCCUUAAAAACCCCCCCAAAAAUUAACAACGUAGUUGGCUCAAGAGUGAGCACUACAUGCUUUUUUGAUAAAACGGUACUGGUAUUUUUCUUUGCUCCUUUCGUCACAUACAAAUUUAUCCUGAUCAAUAGCCCUCUUAUACAUGUAUGUCUAGUUUUCCGUCCUGGAGCUUGAAAAUUUUAUGUUUGAUUAAUCAAUGGCCCUCUCAUUUAUUUUAUGUAUUUUGGAUACAUUGUGCAGGUGUUUUUAUUGAAAUGGAAGAACACGAUAGACAAGCUUUGAUCUUUGAGUGGAUUUGCUUGAUAUGCAGGGAUUUGAAUAAGUCUUUUGAGGCUUUGUCCCUAAUGCAGUGAAAUAGAAGAAUACGAUAGACAGGCCUUGAUCUAUGAGUGGGUUUGCUUGAUAUGCAGGGUUUUGAAUAAGUCUUUCGAGGCUUUGUCUCUAAUGAAGUCUAGACCAUGGAGUCUACCGAAAGAUGACCUAAUCUAGCAGCCCAACCCCUAUUUAACACAUCCAUAUGCAAGAUUAAAACAAAAAUGCAAAGCUACUGUAAAUUAAUAAAUUGCCUGUAGUAGAUUACAAUUUGCUUACAAAAUUAUGUUAAGCUACAAUAACUACAACUCCCUGUAACUAGACUAUUUUCUCACCAUGUGGCUUCUCAAACACUUUCAAUCUCAUUCUUCUCUUGUCCACUCAGUCUUCAUUUUUCUUCUCAACUCUGCUAAACAAACUCCACUCCUCUCUCUCUCUCUCUCUCUCUCUCUCUCUCUUUCUCUCCCCCUCACCCAUCUGAGAUUGUUCCUGCCCAAAAAAGUAAUAAGAAAACUAACGACUGUUGUCUGGCUAAGAACUCUUCAGAUCCUGUUGUCAGCUAUCCCCAACAGAAAGGAAAACAUUGAAGAUCCUGUCACCAACAGCAAAAGAAAACCACCACUGCCAAGAGUUGUAACCAUUUGUCCAAAGAAUGAGAAAAUGAAUCAACCCGGGGAAAGACAGAACAAUGCUGAACAGUCGUAAUGCAACAAGAUAAAAGAUUGACAGCCCAGGAAAAAUGCCAUGCAGACAAGGAACAACUCAGAGGUUAGAUGCAUUAAGGGAAGGAGCUUAACAAUCAAGAUAACAACUAGCCACGCAAAAGAAGGCAACCUCAUCAAAUAAAAAAAUCAAUCACCAGAAGGGACAGUGAGAAGUCAUGGAAGAAAAGCAAACCAUCCAGCUUAAAUAGAAGGCAAUUAAAAGCAAAACCCCCUUCAAUCAGCUGCCAUAUGUGAAAGUUUUCUCUAAAAAAUGUUUCAUAACAGUUAGAUUGCUAAAGCAAUAGUAAUCACCUGGGAAAUCCAACCCAACAUAGCCAAGAAUAGAACAGACAAAAAACUCCUUUUGUUUAGGAAAGACAACAAUCUGUGGUUUGUAAGGAUUCUCAAUAUAUUCUCAAUAUUUGAUUGUAUUGCAUAAAACAAUAAUAAUCAUGUUAUUGAACAAGCCUACAUUAAUCUUAACAAUAGCUUCUGUAGCAACCCUUUAUGCCAAAGUUUUAAAACUCGUACUUGCCACGGACUCAGCAAACCAAAAAAUUGGACUCGGACUUGGACUCGUGAAAGACUUGGCAAGGACUCGGCAAAAUUUAAAAAACGUAGUUUUACAAAAAAACAUAAAGAAAUUAAUGCAUUAAGAGAACAUAAGAACCAUAAUUGAAACAUUACACGUCAUAUGAUCUUGAACCACUCAAUAUUUGAAAUUUCAUCAUUCUACUCAUAGAAUCAUACUCAUUACUCAUAGUUUCAAACUCAAAAAUGUAUAAUAGCAGCAUAAGUUUAUAAAUGUUGACAAAAUUACAUAUAAUGAUAUGUCCAACUUCAAAUGAUCUCUUUUGCUGAUUUAAUCUUCUUUGCUCUCCUCCUUCAAACCCUACAAACCUGUUUUCACUGAGAAACAAAGGCAAAUGAAUGAAAAAAUUGAAAAAAAAAACUUUAUAACGAUGCUGAGAGUCAUUUCUGGGUCGCAGAAGUCCAUCUAAUUGACUUGCGAGUUCGUGUAUUUGACUCGCGUGAGUCCAUUAGAAAGACUCGCGAGUCUUUCAAAUAGACUCACCAGGACUCGCCUCGCGAGUCCUUGGCAAGUCGACUCGUGGUGCCACUGGACUCGGGAGUUCGUGGCGAGUCCAUGAGUUUUUAAACUAUGCUUUAUGCAUCAUAUUUCCUGGCACAACUUCAAGACUCAAGAAGCUAUUAUAUUUUAAAGCACACACGACCCCUAUAGUAUGAUAAACAUCUCCUAUAGCAUUUAUGAAACAGUCCAUUUACAAAAGAAAAUAUCCAGAAGCAAUUUAGUUCAGGCCUGUAGCAACCUGGAAAUGGCUGAAACGCUCUUACAGAGGAUCUAAACAUAUAAUAAACCUGCAUCCUUCCUAUAGCAUUCUCUGAGAAAGCAAGUUGGCAAGAAAUGCAACAACUAAAAACUCAAGAAAAUUGAUAAUCUACUGCUGUUUUUGGUAAAUGCAUGAUUGUUUGUGGAGUUGGAUGCUCUUGUACCAUACAUGUUGGGUAAGAAAAUUUGUGAGCACUGUGCUCACAAAGUGGAGCUAAGUGGGAGGACCAUCCUUGUAGAAAGCACACAAACUGUAGCAUACUACUUUACUCUAACAAGGUACAUUGGAAAAUUUCUCAAUUCAACUCUUCCAGUAUUUAGUUGGGAAAAAUACUGCCCUCAUCCACUAAAUAUGACUAUUUACUUCUAUUCCUCUUGUGAACCUCUGUCCACCAUAAUCCUAUUUCCUCCUGCAAAAGAUUCUCCUUUUCUUAUUCUUCUGUGGGAUUUAAAUAACCAUUUUCUGACCUCCACCAAAAGCUUUUUCUCUAUUCUCCACUCACUACUUGCAAAAUCGACACAACCAAAAUUAUGGAAAUCAAAAGUAUCUAUAAGUGCCUCUUCAUUCUCUCCUCUUUCACUUUCCUUUUCUUUUGUGCUUCCCUGCACCAUAUCUGUUACCAUCCUUGUGACCUCCAAAGGACUGUCAUGUCCCCUCUUUAGUAUGACAUGACACUUUACGUGGAUUUGCCUAUUCCAGACUCUCGUAGGCAGAUGGUUGUGAUGAGAGAGUCAUUUUGGCAUUUAUUUGGUGAUUGGAUGGCUCAUUAUGCUCUUGGAGACAUUAUAUUUAUUAUUACUUUUUAUUUGGGGCCAAAAUGUUAUUGAGGUGCACUUUUUAUUUUAUGAAGUAACUUUUUAUCUAAAAAGUGCAAUGAGGCUUUUAGAAGAUUCUAUUAUGGAUACUUCUAGAAAGUCAUGGAUACUUCUAGAAAGACUAAGAGGCUUCUAGAAGAUUCUAUUAUGGAUACUUCUAGAAAGUUAUGUAUACUUCUAGAAAGACUAAGAGGCUUCUAGAAGAUUCUAUUAUGUGUAUAAAUAGACCCCAUGGGUCUUUCAUUUGGUAUCGAAGUCUAUUUUCUCUAGUGCAUCUACUUGAGCAUUUGUGGAGCUUGAAGGUCUGCAAAUAUCAUUGAUCUUUGGGAACAAUAACUCCUUAGAUUAGCAUAACUGAGGAAGUGAAAUAUCUUCUGAAGGGUUGCGUUAUUGGAGAUGGUACUCAGCCAUUUCAUGUUGGAUUUCAAUUGAAGGUUGAUUUGAGGGCUUGUAUUUGGUGAAUAAGGGUUUUGAAUUCAUCCCAGCUCAAAAUUUGGUACUGCAGCCGCACAGUACGACCCAGGUAUGGCCUGCAGCAGGGACAGUACGGUAGUGACAGCAGGGCAUUCUUGGGACAGUCCAGUCCUCCUUUCAUCAGCAUUUCAUAAUCGGAGUUCAAGGAGCGAUUUCCAGGUUCCAUUGCAUGGUUUUUGUUGUCAAUUUUUAUGAUAGAAGUGCACAGUUGUAACAGUCAUAUAUGUAUUCAGAAAACAGUCCAUUGUAAUCAGACAUUGCUAUCUUGUAGUUGGAUUGAUAUAGUAGAGAAGGUGCAUUGCAAGGUCA
Molecule: messenger RNA, 6244 nt
Organism: Cryptomeria japonica (Japanese cedar)
Lineage: Eukaryota; Viridiplantae; Streptophyta; Pinopsida; Cupressales; Cupressaceae
Product: pentatricopeptide repeat-containing protein At4g19440, chloroplastic
Exons: 2
Coding region: 102-1940 (612 amino acids)
Molecular function (GO): protein binding
Source: RefSeq, a predicted model, not a curated record